CGAGGAUCGCUUCGCCGCAUCGUCAACUUCAACUACAAGAAUUACUAUCUAGUUGCGUGAUAGAUCAAGCUCUGCAAGAUGUUAGAAGUAGAGAGACUAAUCCUAUAUGUAUUGAAGGCUGCUAGAUAUUCCAUCUUCAUACUAAUAAUCGGACUUCUGUUCUACCUCGCCCAAAAUGAGAUCGUCCGGUAUCGUAAUAGGAUAAAGAACCUUCCCGGCCCUCGCGGAUGGCCCAUCGUUGGGAACCUCUUCCAACAUCGAAAUGUGAUCCCCGCCGAAACAUACCGAAGAUGGUCUCUCAAAUAUGGACCCGUCUUCCAAAUUCAACUAGGCAACACUCCGAUCGUUGUCAUCAACUCAGCACAAGCAGCCAAGCAACUCUUCCUAGGCCAAAGCCACGCCAUGAAUUCGCGGCCCACAUUCUACGUCUUCCACAAUAAAGUCAGCAAAGCCGUGACAUCCAUCGGCACCUCCCCCUGGGACGACAGCUGUAAGAGGCGGCGCAAGCUCGCCGCAGGCGCUCUUAACCACACGCGCGUAGAAUCCUACGCGCCGAUCCUAAACCUAGAGGCGCGCGAGUUCCUUAAGGACUUGUAUCUAGCGUGUCGGGACGGCGCUGUCGGGAUAGACUUCCGGCCGGCCGCCAGACAUUUCGCGCUGAACUUGAGCUUGACGCUGAACUAUGGGACUCGCGUGUCGAGCGUCAAGUCGUUGACUGAUGACCCGCUUAUGUCGGAGAUUAUAUACGUCGAGGAUGAGAUCUCGAAAUUCCGUGAUACAGCAAAGAAUUAUGCCAAUUACAUUCCGUUGCUCCGGUACUGGGAGCCGAUAGCCCAGUUCCUACGGCUAGGUAGCCAGCCUAGGGAUAAUGCUGCGGAUAUUGGACGUAGACGAUUGGAAUAUAAUGACGUCCUGCUGGAGAAGUUGAGGGGUGAAGUACAGAGGGGCGAGGAUAAGCCAUGUAUUCAGGGGGCGGUGCUGCGGGAUCCCGAGUCGGCGACGUUGACGAAGGAGGAACUUAUUAGCGUUAGCUUGAGCAUGAUGGCGGGUGCCGACUCUAAUCAGCCUACACUUGCUUGGGCAUGUCUGCUUCUCGCUCACCGGCCUGACAUACAGGAAAAGGCAUAUUCCGCCAUUGUAGAUGCAGGCAUACUUGGACAGCAAUCUGACGCGUACGCGUCGACCAUGGUUGAGUAUAUCGAUGCACUGACGAAGGAGAUUGCCCGCUACUUCGUAGUAUUAAAAUUAGCUCUCCCAAGGGCCACAUACACGGACGUGACGUGGGGAAAUGCCACUAUCCCUGCCGGCACAGUCGUGUUCUUGAACUCUUGGGCAUGUAAUCGAGAUCCGGAGCUCUUUUCCGAGCCGGACCUAUUUGCCCCUGAGCGCUGGCUGUCGUCCUCCACAAACCCACAGGCCCACCAAUAUGCGUUCGGAAUCGGCGGGCGCAUGUGUGUGGCGUCGUAUCUGGCUCAUAAGGCGUUAUACACCGUUUUUCUACACCUGACCGCGCAUUUUCGCAUCUUGCCCGCUGAAGAUGAGACGAUUGACGCGAUUGACCCGAUUAAUGGAUUGCAAGGAAUAUCGUUCGUUGGCACUCCGCGCGGGUGGCGCGCAAGAUUUAUUCCUAGGGAAGGGGAGAAGCUCGCUGCUUGGUUAGAACUUCCGGGUGGCUGAUGGUCAAUCUAAAGACGUUGUGUGUCAUGUGUAUGUAGGUACCU
Molecule: messenger RNA, 1721 nt
Organism: Annulohypoxylon truncatum
Lineage: Eukaryota; Fungi; Ascomycota; Sordariomycetes; Xylariales; Hypoxylaceae
Product: cytochrome P450
Exons: 4
Coding region: 79-1677 (532 amino acids)
Molecular function (GO): iron ion binding; monooxygenase activity; heme binding
Source: RefSeq, a predicted model, not a curated record